Molecule: messenger RNA, 1350 nt
Organism: Planococcus citri (citrus mealybug)
Lineage: Eukaryota; Metazoa; Arthropoda; Insecta; Hemiptera; Pseudococcidae
Product: G protein-activated inward rectifier potassium channel 3-like
Exons: 5
Coding region: 73-1344 (423 amino acids)
Biological process (GO): regulation of monoatomic ion transmembrane transport; potassium ion import across plasma membrane
Cellular component (GO): plasma membrane
Molecular function (GO): inward rectifier potassium channel activity
Source: RefSeq, a predicted model, not a curated record
CAUAGUUAUGUGAUAUUUGAAAUAGUUUUAGGUAUAAAUGAAUUGUUUAGUAUGUUUUAAUGUUCGCGUAAAAUGACCAAGUUUAAUUUAUCGGCCAGCGCGCCGGAUAUACUCGGCGAAAACGAGUCGCAGAAGAUUAUCGCCGAAGCCGAAGAUUUCGCCUUGACUGACGAUUACGACGAUGAAGAGCGGAAUAACGAGAAUGGAAGUUUUAUUAAUUUGGAAUCGAUCAAGACGCUAGUCAAUUAUUCGAACGAUACGUCUUAUUUGUCGCAGAACGAGAAAAAUUCUAGAUACCAUACGCUCAGAUCUGAAUUAAAUUCAUUCCGCAAAGCUCGACGCCGAGCGAUUUUACCAAACGGUGACUCGAACGUGAUCCAGAUACACAUCUCGGAACGACGAAGACGUUACCUGCUGGAUUUAUUCACUACUUUGGUGGACGCUCAAUGGCGAUGGACUAUUUUAGCCUUUGCGAUGAGUUUCUUCUUAAGCUGGCUGGCGUUCGCUUUGCUGUGGUGGUUGAUCGCCUACACGCACGGAGAUCUGUUGCCGGAGAACCGUAAUAACGCUUCUUGGACGCCUUGUGUUGGUAAUGCUGACUCAUUCUCGGCGAUAUUCUUGUUCAGUGUUGAGACCCAACACACUACCGGGUAUGGAUCCAGGACACCGACUGCCGAAUGUACUGAGGCGAUUUUAUUAUUGUGUAUUCAGAGUAUUAUCGGCGUCAUGAUUCAGGCUUUCAUGGUCGGUAUUGUGUUUGCAAAGAUGGCUCGACCGAAACAACGCAAACAAACCAUUUUGUUCAGCAAGAACUGCGUGAUAUGCCAAAGAGAUGGUCAGCUCUGUUUGUUGUUCAGAGUAGGCGAUAUGAGAGAAAAGUCGCAUUUAAUCAAUUCCAGCGUCCGAUCUUACAUUAUUCAUACCAAACAUACACAAGAAGGUGAAGUUUUAUCGCCUUAUCUUCACGAACUUUCAGUGCAUAUCGACGAUUAUAAAGACAACGUGUUGUUAAUUUGGCCGAUGACUAUUGUCCACGUGAUCGACGCCGAUAGCCCGUUGUACGAAAUGAGCGCAGCCGAACUGUUAUACGAGAGAUUCGAAUUGCUCGUCGUGCUCGAAGGUACCACCGAAUCUACCGGUCAGACUACUCAAGUCAGAACGUCGUAUUUGUCCAGUGAAAUUCUAUGGGGACAUAGAUUCCAGCCUUUGGUUAAAUAUAAUAAAGAAAAACUAUCCUACGAAGUGGAUUAUAAUCUGUUUCACGAUACGUAUCAAGUAGAUACGCCCUUAUGUAGCGCCGAAGAGUUGCAGCGAUAUUUGUUGAACCAAAUAAAUGCUAUUUAAAAUCAA